This is a messenger RNA of Bactrocera tryoni, 1390 nucleotides long. RefSeq names its product iroquois-class homeodomain protein irx-5. Gene Ontology annotation, cellular component: nucleus. The coding region runs from base 186 to 1256 and encodes 356 amino acids. Gene Ontology annotation, molecular function: DNA-binding transcription factor activity, RNA polymerase II-specific; RNA polymerase II cis-regulatory region sequence-specific DNA binding. The transcript is spliced from 3 exons. Lineage: Eukaryota; Metazoa; Arthropoda; Insecta; Diptera; Tephritidae. Gene Ontology annotation, biological process: cell development; regulation of transcription by RNA polymerase II; muscle organ development. The record is from RefSeq and is a predicted model, not a curated record.
UGCGUGUGAGCGUCGGCAUUGUGGUGGUGCGGAGUUCAAUGUACGCCAGUGAUUUUUGGUAGUUUCGUCGGUUGUUGAACUCUCGAAAUUUGUAAAAGUAGGUAGAAAGACGCGCCUGGCCGCCAGAAGAUGAUCUACAUCAACCGCGUCUUGUUAAGCGACUUUUCACGCCCGAGAUUAAGCGCAUGCUUAAAGAUUGGCUUGUGCGCCGGCGCGAAAACCCUUAUCCCAGUCGUGAUGAAAAGAAGCGCUUAGCUGUUGAGACCGGUCUUACAUACACACAAAUCUGCAAUUGGUUUGCCAACUGGCGACGAAAAUUAAAAAACUCAGAGCUGGAGCGCGAUAAAAGAUCUUGGGGUCAUCUUAUUAAGCAUUAUAAUACAAACGCACGUGGGAAUGUGGAGCAAUUUAGUAUAUCUUCGGAAGAUAGCAUUUGGGAAGAAGAUGAACUGGAGCGCGACGAAGACAUGGGUAAGCACAGUGAUGACGACGAAUAUGAAUCACGUGAAGGUGGCAUUUCUAGCGGCACCGAAGGUGCAACCAGCUCAACAGGCGGUUGUAGCUAUGAUAGUUUUGUCCAGAGAAACGCCAAAAUGAGCUGUUUUAUGAAAAAUCAAACAUGCGAUAAACGCAAUGUAAGAACAGCGGUUAUUGAGAGCGCAAAUAAAUCGCCAGGCAACUCUGUAUUUUAUGGUGGCUCAAUAACAACACAAGAACAACAGCCACAAAUUAUUGAAAAGCCAAACCCAACCACUCACACAGCAAAGUACAAACAGAAAAUGAUGGAAAAGUAUCUGCGCGAUACGCAUGGCACACAUUCAAAUUCAAUGGCACCACAAUGCGAUGCACACACUGUCAAUGAUGGAUUUAACAACAAGCAGUUUGAUGUCGAAGCAGCUAUUCAUAGUGGCGAUGAAGGAGAUGGUGUUCGUAAUGGCGAUAAUGCAGCGCUGUCCAAAUGGUUGCAGAGUGCUGCACGCUUUACGCCUGAUAAAAACAACUACUUUAUCGAGUGGAAUGGCAAAACCGGCAAAAUGGAACAGAAACAACGCAUAAAACAAUUACGGCGCAUCACCAUUGUACCAGCCAACUCCGGUGGCGUCACGCGACGUCAAUCCAUAAAUACCUGCCCUACACAACUAGAAUUAGACGCCGCAGAAGCAUUGGCAAAUAUGGCAUUUAAUUGCCGACAACGGAGAAGGGAUGGCAAUCAUAACGGUGUGCGUCUACAGACUGUCAAUGCAAUUAGUUCCUAGCAAUUGUUGCAUAUAAAUUAAUAAACAUGAACAUUCACAGCAUUCCAGUGUAAAUUAUGGGUGCAAAAGACUAAGCGAAUAUUCCUGACAUCAACAAUAAUGAGUUAAAAAGACAAAAAAAUGAGUGAAAUGAG